AUGCAGUCGCCAUAUCAGCUGCACUGUGAGAGGGUACAGGCUGAUACAAACCUCUGGCAGUCUGUCAUUCUGCCUAAGUUGACAGCAUUUUUUGACAUUUGUCAUCUCCCUGAGUUUGAGGCUUGUCCAAGAGAGGGAAAAUACCCUGGAAUCCGUGAUGCUCCAAAUGGUUGGAUGCCGACGAUAUACAGCGGAUUAGUUGAGACCAUGUCCAAACUACAGGACAACCAACCGGCGAUUACCGACUUCGUCAAAAUUCGUGCUGAUAAAAACCAAGAUGGUGGACAACUUGCACAGGACUUUGAUAAGCCAUCCUCGAUAACUAUACCCGUGAAGCGAAAUAGACGAGAAGCGGGGUUCCCAAGUAAGGACAGUGAAACUUCGCCAGUACCGUACAAUGACGUUUUUGAGAAAGCUCUUGAUGAAGCAUCCUCAGGUACAUGCACCACAGACGAUCCACAUGAUAUGGAUUCUGAGCAACCGGUAACUAUCCUCUCUCUUACUACCGUUAUGAGAACAUUACUUAAUGAAAAUAACACCCAGAUAAUGUCUCAAAUGCGUGAUAUGGUGAAGCAUGAAAUUGAAAAAUCCACGAUAAAGCUAUCUACUGAUCUAAAACAACUUCGUGAAGAAAAUGACACUCUGAAGUCCAGAAUCAUGAUAUUGGAGAAAUCCCAUACUGAUAUGACUGUUAAGCAAGAUCAGCUAGCCCUUGAGGUAAAUCAUAAUGCUCAAUACAGCAGGAAAUCCACAUUACGUGCCGUUGGGAUCGCUGAUGACAAAAAUGAGUCUGUUGAAAAGUGUAUUGACACUCUCUGUAAAACCCUAAAUGAUCACCUGCCAGCAGGAGCUAUGAUUGAACCUGACCACAUUGAAAUUGCCCACCGUUUGCCUGGAAGAGAUGGGAAGCCACGACAAAUCAUAGCCAAAUUCUUUGACCGACUUGUUAAGGACAAAGUAAUGUCAAACAAGCGCCACCUAAAAGGCACCAAUGUGAGAAUCUACCAUGAUCUCAGUCCGAGAAACAGAGUACUACUGAAAGAAGUCAAGCAGCACAACGAUAUUGAUCAAGCAUGGUACAAUAACAUGAAAGUGUAUGGUAAACUCAAAUCUGGUACAAUCAAAGUAUUCUCAAUCAACGAUAACAUUGACUCUGUCAUUGCCAGGUCUUAAUUACCUUGGUGUGCUUGGACGAUUGCCAUAACUUUCUCGUGAACAUUCCCUCACUCACCACUGUUACCCUUGUUGAUUUAAGUUAUAGAAAACGCUGGUCACCAUGCAGAAAGUAACAUCAAUGUAUAAACUAUCAAUAUAGUUUCCUAAAAUAACCGAACAUAACUUUUCUCACUGACAAAUGAACGUCUUAAUGAGCUGCUGCUCGUGCUAAACUUGACGAUUUUCUCCAGUUGUUUUGUUUACAUCUCUCUGUCACGUGAC
This is a messenger RNA of Owenia fusiformis, 1437 nucleotides long. Lineage: Eukaryota; Metazoa; Annelida; Polychaeta; Sabellida; Oweniidae. The record is from the annotation of a GenBank genome assembly.